CUCCAGAAUGCGGUCAAGAUGGCUCCUCGCACUCUUCGCGAGCUUGAAACUGGCAGUUUUUGUAGCUAGUCAACACGACCACACGCCGAUGGUAUUUGAGCCAUCGCACGUUGCUCUUCAGCUUGCAGUAUCCAAUUUCACCGACAUUAUAGGGAAGCAGACGGCCACCCAGCAAUGUCUCGUUGAGUUCUACGCGUCGUGGUGCCCUGCGUGUAAACACUUUGCUCCUACUUUCGAGAAGAUAGCAAAGUUCCUGAGCACUCAGAAGCUUGACGGAGGAAAACUCUUCAUCGCGCGUGUGGACUGCGCAACUGAGGUGGACCUGUGCAGCGCAUUUGAGAUCGGCGCCUACCCCUCGCUGCUGCUGGGGCCUGGCCCCGCCUUCGUCGCCAAGCAGCGCAAGUCGCUGGCCAACUUCGAGGGGCCGCGCGAGCUGGCGCCCAUCCUCACCUGGGUGGGAGCUGCCUUCAACACCACGCUAACAUACGUGGAGCCGGCCGAGGAGGAGGAGGGCAGCGGCGCCACAGCCGGCAGCGGCAAUGGCUCGGACAGCAAGGGGGCGGGGGCAGGCAAGGCUGCGGUAACGGCGGCGACGGGGGCGGCGGCGAGCGGCAAGCGGCGUCCGCGGCCGCCGCCAGGCGCCCCGGAGUGGACGCUGGCGGACGUGGAGGGCGCGACCCUGAUGCUGUGGCAGAUCAUAGGCAGCACGCCGCUGCUCCAUCGCGGCGCCGCCAAGCGCGAGGCGCUGCAGCUGCUGCUGGCGGCGUGGGCGGAGGCGCACCCCAGCCCCAGCUGCAAGGCCGGCUCGGCCCGCCUGCUUGAGGGCUACGAGGCGGCCUGGCCGGCGGCGGCGGAGGACGCGCCGCCGGGCCUGACGCGGGCCGCGCUGUGCGGCCCCCCCGGCGGCCUGGCCUGGCGGGGGCUCUGGUCGGCGUGUGCGGGCAGCCAGCCCGACAGCCGCGGCUUCUCCUGCGGCUUGUGGUUCCUCAUACACACACUGGCGGCCAGGAUGCCCAGCCCCACCUCCGUGCUGGAGUACCUGCGCGCCUUCAACACACACUUCUUCCUGUGCGAGCCGUGCCAGAAGCACUUUGGCCGCAUCCUGGCCUCCCCCGAGGCCGCCGCCGCCACCGCCAGCCGCCGGGACCUGGUGCUGUGGCUGUGGCGCACACACAACGAGGUGAACGAGCGGCUGCGCGGCAUUGAGACCCGCUACGGCCACUCCACCACCGGCGACCCCGAGUGGCCCAAGGAGGUGUGGCCGGCGCCGGAGGCCUGCCCCGCCUGCCGGGUCCAGUACAAGCCCGGAUCUGGUUCUGGAUCCGGAUCCGGCGCACUGCCUGGAUCCUGGGACGAGGAGGCGGUGUACCAGUACCUGACCGCGGCGUACGGCCCCGGCAGCGCGCCGGGCGCCGACGGCAUUGUGAAGGAGGCGGCGGUGGGCGGCGGCGGCGGCGGCGGCGGGGUAUUGUUGUCGGAGAAGGGCUUGUACAGCCGCAGAGUCCCGCCGCCCACAUCCACGCUGUACAGCAUGCUGCCGGUGGCGGGCGUGCUGGCGGCGGCGCUGAUGCUGUACAUAUUCGUACGGCGAAUGCGGGUGGCGGCGGCGGCGGGCGUCGGCGGCGGCCGGAACGGCGGUGCCGGGCGUCACGUGCUGGGCUCUGGAGGUCUGCGCGGCGGCGGCGGCAGUGGCAGCGGCCACUGGGGCGGCGGCGGCCACGGCGGCGGCGGCGGCGGCGGCGGGCUGUGGGGCGGCGGCGGCGUUAAAUGACGGGGCGGCCCACGAGCGGAGUAUCCUGCAGCUGUGGGGGCGGGAGGAGGGGUGGGGGCUCUGGCGGGUGGCGUGGCGGGCGCGGCCGGCAGCGGCAGCCCCGGCAGCGGCCCCGGGCCCUACCCGCCUCCUGCUUCCAGCACUGUGACCGUUCGUGGGCGAUCGGGCGCGGCCGCCGUCAGCGGCGGCGGUGGUGGCGGCGGCGGCGGUGGUGGCGGCGGCACCGGGUAUGGUAGUGGUGGUGGUGGCGGUGCCGGUGGUGCUUUGCCGCCGGGCGCGUAUGUGUCUGUAGCGGUGGGUGGGCUGUUCGGCGGCCUAGGAAUGGGGGGCGGUGGUGGCGGCGGCGGCGGCGGCGGCGGAGACGUGGAGUAUGGGUCUAAGGACGCCUAGGCAACGGCGUGACUGGCUCCAUGUGGAGCUGGAGCUGUCCGACUACCCCUGGUUACAAUCAGACGUGGAGGCGGGCCGUACGGUGGGUCCCAGGGGUGCUUGAGCGAGCGACCGCGUUCGUGGUGAGGAUAGCUUCUUUGUGAUUCGAACUGCAUAGUAGUAGCUGGUCAACCCAUGGGAAACUUCAGGUUGUGACCGCUUGUCCUGAAGACCACCCUGGCGGGACUCAGAACGAACGAGUGCGUGCAUACGGCUGCCGUCAUGGCGACGCACAUGGCACCCGCUUCAUACAGUCUGCAUCAUUACGCAUUGUGUGAGGAAACUGGCCUUCCGUUGUUGAGACUUGAGCGGCCGCAUCCACUAUACAAUGCAAAUGCUGUAGCAGUGAACGCGUGUAGAGGAUUACUCAAUGUGACAUCAUGAUGUCGUGUCCUGGCGUUCUGCACGAUUUGGAGUCACGCUUGUGUGCGCGGACUAUAGAAAGAUCUGUUUGGAUAAGGGCGUCGUACUGCAUGGAGGCAGCGACGUCUCGAGGCCAAGUGCGCGGGAGAGAGCCACCAGCUCGUCUUUUGGCUCUCGUCCCGAACGUGCGCCCCCUGAUAUAGACCAAGCCUAGUCUCGUUGUAAUAUUUGAGAGUCUGAUCAACUCCUACAACGGGGAUAGCCACAUCUCCAGCCGGAGCCUGGAGCGAAACCACACAGUACGUUGAGCAGGGCUGCGUACACGCAUUUGCCUUGUGUGCUUGUGCAGGUGCAGUAACAGAGACACAACCCCACAAGGCAAAUGCGUUUAUGCCUCCUCGGCUGAAAAGGCGGAGCGGCUAGCCUGUGCGGCGCGCACUGGACGGGUGCGUGCUCAGCCCAUGUAUGACGGCGUCUGAGGUGGAGCAAUUGUGCGAGGUCAUUCCGCUGGAUCUGUGCGGAAGCGUGUUUGUGCCGUGGAAGUGCAGUGAUGAGGUGGUGGAAGUGCUUCGUAGCAACGGUUGUCGGGUGAGGUUUAGCAUGAAGAAGGAGCCAAGGAGGAUGUGCGAUGUGUUGAGGAAAAGGGCUUUGAGAAGGCUAAGUCUGAUGGUGUGUUGAAUGGUGUUGCUUUACUAGAUGUGUCCCCGGAGUGUGUGUAUAGCUGCCAAGUUGCCUUGGGAGUAUGUCACGCAGGCUGAUUCGGCGCGCCUGAAGUGGUUGCGUUCGAUGCAGCGGGAGCAGAAGUUGGGGGUGAUUCCGUGUGGCAAUUGUGAUCUUUGCAUCCAUGAUGGCGCGGAGUGCCUUUGUGCGCACCACUGGCGGUCGGGUUGUGAGUGUGUCCAUCUUUUAAGUGUGAUCUUACUUUAUGCGUGUUUUUGGGCUGAGCCCCCCAGCGCAGCGUUCCAGGGGGGGGCGAAGCCCCCCAGGACCACCCCCGUCCGUGGCUGCGUGCGUGCGUGCGUGCGUGCGUGCGUGCGUGGCCUAGUCUUAGCGCGCCCCGAAAGCUCAAGCAAACCUGUCUUGACAUGAGCUUCUCGGCCUUGUAGUUGAGAGGUUGUGGGUGGGUGGUGGCUUUAUUUGUGUGUGGGCAGGACGCACGUGUGGCCGACCGUGCUAGUGCCUGGACGCUUGCGCCCUGGUUAGUGCGUGCGCUGUGCGUGUGUGCUGCGGCCUGGACGAUUCCCGGCACUCCGGUGCCUAGGCUAGUACCGU
Messenger RNA from Chlamydomonas reinhardtii, 3835 nucleotides. RefSeq lists its product as uncharacterized. NCBI's taxonomy places the organism in Eukaryota, Viridiplantae, Chlorophyta, Chlorophyceae, Chlamydomonadales, Chlamydomonadaceae. Gene Ontology annotation, biological process: protein folding. Bases 89 to 1771 code for a protein of 560 amino acids. Gene Ontology annotation, cellular component: Golgi membrane. The transcript has 10 exons. The record is from RefSeq and is a predicted model, not a curated record. Gene Ontology annotation, molecular function: protein disulfide isomerase activity; flavin-dependent sulfhydryl oxidase activity.